GUAUUUGUAAUGGUCUUUGGAAUUAAAUUAAAAGGAUGAUAUGGUACUUUGUGUGAGGGCGGGGUAGGGGAGUGUCAUUGGGAGCGCCUUUCGAUGGGGGUGUGUCAUUAGGGCAAUCACAAAAGAUGGAGAAAGUGCAAUGAGAGUGAGUGAGAGACAAAGGUUGAAAUUCAAAAGGGCAGAGAGAGUUGCGACUAAUUAAGUUAUAGAAAAAGUGUCCUUCCCCAUACACGAUUAACACCUAUGGUUAUGUAUGCGUCAAAAAAUAUUUUACAACACCUUAUUACACUGUAUUUCUAGGUGGAAAAAAUCAGUUGUUGACUUUUUUAUAUUUCGGUACAAUUAUAUUAAGGUACAAUUUAAUUAAACAGAACGAAUUGAAAAAUUACAAUUGAAUACUAUUUUCUUUUUAAUUAUGUUCUAUUUCUGCUUGACAAAAGAAAAGACUUUAUCUUAAGGAAAGAAACAGUUAAUUCUAAAUGACAAAACAAUUAACGAAACAAUACAACGCUAACGAACAUAAAGCUAAAGUUAAAGUUGAACUAAGGAAUUGGUCACCAACCGAAGAAGUAGUGCCUCCGCUAGCUGUGCCACCAUGGAGUACAAACAGAUCGAAAUGGAGGACUGUGACCAGGUGCUGGAGCACCUGCGUCGCUCUUUCUUUGCCGAUGAGCCGCUGAAUAAGUCCGCCGGAUUGUGCCAAAACGGUAGCAGCUGCAUCGCUCUGGAGGCUCACUGUGUGGAGGCCAUCAAGGAUCGGAUGAGCCUGAUGGCCGUGGACGCGAAAGUGGAGGGCUGCUGCAAAAUCGCCGGCGUUGUGCUAAACGGCAUCUUGAGGCCAGGAAAUGCGGCCAAAUCUUUGAAAAAAUUGGACAGCACUAGCGACGCCGAUUUCCGGAAAAUCUUUGAGCUGCUGCACGGGCAUAGUCUCAAGUACAAUCUCUUCGAACACUUCGCAGUGGGUUCCAUUUUCGAUGUACGCAUCCUGUCGGUGGAUUCCGGUUACCGUGGCCAGGGAAUCGCCAACGAGCUGGUCAAGCAAUCCGUGGCGGUGGCCAAAGCUAACGGCUUCCGUUUGAUGAAGGCCGAUGCCACUGGCAUAUUCUCGCAGAAGAUAUUCCGCUCCCACGGAUUCGAGGUCUUCUCGGAGCAACCCUAUGACAAAUAUACGGACAAGCAUGGCAAGGUGAUCCUGCCCGUUGAGGCGCCGCACAUCAAGAUGCAGCAGCUCUACAAGAGGAUCUGUGAGGGCGAUAAGGACGACAAGGAGCAGCCCCACUAAGGAGACGACUGGCUGACUCUGAUUCGGAACAAUAAUCUUUUAUAUUUACUACAUACAGCCAACGUAUUUAUUCAUUAUCGCA
Drosophila gunungcola (fruit fly) is the source of this 1364-nucleotide messenger RNA. RefSeq names its product arylalkylamine N-acetyltransferase 1 (gene AANATL7). Lineage: Eukaryota; Metazoa; Arthropoda; Insecta; Diptera; Drosophilidae. Gene Ontology annotation, molecular function: N-acetyltransferase activity. The transcript has 2 exons. The coding region runs from base 596 to 1282 and encodes 228 amino acids. The record is from RefSeq and is a predicted model, not a curated record.